This is a messenger RNA of Phanerochaete carnosa HHB-10118-sp, 1259 nucleotides long. RefSeq lists its product as uncharacterized. The transcript has a single exon. The record is from RefSeq and is a predicted model, not a curated record. Lineage: Eukaryota; Fungi; Basidiomycota; Agaricomycetes; Polyporales; Phanerochaetaceae. Bases 12 to 1259 code for a protein of 415 amino acids.
AUCACCCUGCCAUGGCUACAUCGACGCGUUCUUCACUGACCCAGGACACGAGCGAAUAUCCACACAGACCUGCGAGAAAAGCCUCUUUCCUUUCGCUUAAGCGAGAUAGACGUCUAGCUGACACCCAUACUGCCUCGCCUCAGCCGGACGUUUCACAUGCAGGACGGAGCUGCCCCAGGACAAGCAACAGCGCCUUGCCGUCAUCGUCCCGCCCUUGCGACUUUGAGGUCCCGGACCAGCCUACCAUAUCCGGACCAUACAAGCCCAAGAAACAGCGGUCAUCUUCGAUGAGCAAAAACGCUCCAUCUGCGAAGGACUUACGGAGCUCUGGCAAAAGCAAAGACAGGCCUCACCGAGACUCUGCGCGAGAGACCCACGACUGCGUUCCCUGGCCAGUCAUGGAGUUUGAAGACGCUGAAGUUCGCUCGCCGACGACCAGCGGAUCUUCGCACGGGCCGUGGGACUAUGCUUAUCCCAGGUCUCUGAACUAUCCCUACCGCGACUCUGGAUCCUCCACCCUGAGCCGUCUCGAUCCGUUACCGCAGACUCCCAUAGAUGACUACUCGUUCAAAGAACAAGUUUAUACCUCUCCAGACGUGGUGGCGGCUCCCGUUUCGGGAGUAGAGACCAUGGACGCUUUGGUGGACGGCAUGAAUGGCUCCAGCGACGACGACCACUAUACCUUCAACAGUCUCUCUGUCCGAUCUCAUCAUAAAAGCACCGGCUACCACCCAUUGUACCACCCACCAUUGCCAACACCUCCGCCAGGAGUUAUGCUUGGAGGAGGCUUGCCGCGAACGACGCGAAAAAAGAGCGGAUCCGACUCAGAAGAUGAGAAGAGCCAGCCUUCAUCUCCAAGGCGCCGCAAAGCCCGUGAGAAGCACUCUCGAUCUUCUCGUACGGAUGCGUUGAGCACUACUUCGCGCACACCGUCUUCCACACCCAUCACGCGGAACCCUACUUUCACUAUGCCAAAGAUCUCAACGUCCUCGAGCUUUGGUUCGCUCAAUCCCAAAGGCGACACUUCUCUAUACCCCAGCUCGUCCACCGAGGAAAUUCCGCGAGAGAUUGAGCCAGUCAAGCAGUCCAUGGCGCCCUCCAUAUCGGAUAUUAUCCGCACGCAUGCUCCCGCGUUAGAGCAGGCGCGGACACGACCCCUCACCGUGUAUUCCACUGCCGACCUGAAGCCAAAAUCUAGCCCACACUUCGCCUUUCCACGUCCUGGGAGGACGAAGACUUCGCGGAUCCCAUCCGUGUAG